CUCAGCAUAGGCACUUCUUCAGGAAGAAUCAUUCUGAUAACCAGAGGAUAGUCUGACUUUAUUCUCAGCUAUAUCUAAUAGAAUGUAUUUUGUGCUCAGUGCUGUUUUGCCUCUGCUCAUUCUUUCCUUUGGGGAAUGUGCAAGUGUCAAUGACACACAAAACAGAAUUGUCUUUCUGUAUCCCAGUACGAUCAGUGUGACUAAUGGACAGAUGUGGGGAUCAUGGGGACCAUGGGCAAUGUGUCCUUCGGGCACCUAUGCUACGGGCUUUACCCUCAAGGUUGAGUCAAAUCAGGGGUACUGGGGUGAUGACACGGCCCUAAAUGGAAUUGCCCUUCAAUGCUCUAAACCCAUCGGCACCUCCGGUAUUGUUGGGGGCUACACAACAGUCAGUUCUUCUGUAGGAAGCUGGGGGUCUUGGAAACAGAACAUUUGGUGCUCCAGGGGAGUGCUGAGAGCUUUCCAGCUGCGAGUGGAGAGUUAUCAGGGAAUAUUCGUAGAUGAUACCGCUGCUAACAACAUCAGGUUCCAAUGCACAGGAGGCCAGGUGUUGGAAGGAAGUGGUAUGGGCUGGGGUACCUGGGGUUACUGGAGCUCAGUUUGUGGUGGAACUGGGAUUUGUGGGAUCCAAACUAAAGUGGAGCCGCCUCAGGGUGCAUGGGAUGACACCUCUCUUAAUGAUGUCCGCUUCUCUUGCUGCUAACUAAGCAUGACUUGACAAGACGAGAACAUGAACAUGAACAGCAACUACUACAUAUAUAUAUAUAAUCAAAAUAAUGAUCUCUUUAUUUCUCAUGAAAUCAGUUGUCUGAUUGGAUAAUCUCUGAAAGAAUUAUAGUCAGUGGCAUAUCAAUCUUUCACUAAUCACAGAAAUGUACUCGCUGAUGAUUUAGUCUUAUUCGUUAUCCUUUGCCUGUACUUUAAUGGAAAAUCAGUUUUGAAUUUCUUUCUGAAAUAAAACAUUUAACAGCUUCAA
This is a messenger RNA of Pangasianodon hypophthalmus (striped catfish), 976 nucleotides long. Its product is annotated as vitelline membrane outer layer protein 1 homolog. Bases 83 to 703 code for a protein of 206 amino acids. The record is from RefSeq and is a predicted model, not a curated record. The transcript has 5 exons. NCBI's taxonomy places the organism in Eukaryota, Metazoa, Chordata, Actinopteri, Siluriformes, Pangasiidae.